ACUUGUGGAACUGCUAAACUCAGUUAAAAUAUCCUACUUUUGUUUAUUUCAUAUUUUGAUCAGUUGUUUGCCUGUGAAACUUUGAUAUAUACGAUCGAACUAUUUUCCCGACGCAAAUGAGAAAACUUGUACACCAACUUCAAGCGUUAACCAGGAAAGCGUUCAGUAAGAAAUACCUUCUACUCACAAACGUGGGAAUCUCCGUCAGUUUAUCAGGAGUUGGUGAUAUAAUGGAGCAGCAUUACGAAAUCUAUACCAACAAUUUGAAUUGCUGGGACCGACAGCGAACUCGGCACAUGUCUAUCUCGGGAAUGACGGUCGGAAUCUUUUGCCAUAAUUGGUAUAAUUUAAUGGAUCGUGCUUUCCCUGGCCGAACGUUGCAAAUCGUGUUGAAAAAGGUUCUAAUUGAUCAAACGAUUGCUUCUCCCGUAGUUAUUUUCAUAUUUUUUGCAACAUUAGCGAUAUUACGAAAAGCUACAUGGAAAGAAACUGUUUUGGAAAUGGAGGAAAAGUUCAUUAGGCUUUAUACUGCGGAAUGGAUAGUCUGGCCUCCCGCGCAAAUAGUAAAUUUUUAUUUGUUGCCUAAUAAAUAUCGCGUAUUGUAUGACAAUACUAUCUCGCUCGGAUACGAUGUUUAUACCAGCUAUGUGAUAAACGAGAAAACUAACGAUGGAAUAAAUAUCAGCUGACGCAAUUUUGUCGGAGCAUUAAUUUAGAGAACAAAAUUAUGCCAGAAUCGUGAAAAAAAUCAAUGUAUUCAGAGCAGUUGGAAUCAGGCACAGAUUAGACCAAAGAAUAAAAAUGUAAAAACCAAUAGAAAUAUAGAAUCUAGUACAAAUUGAUACACAGUUUAUUCGUAUGUUGUCGUUUUCACUACUAGAAUAUUGCCUGCUGAAUAUUAUACACAUCUAGGUUUGUUUAGGUCAAUUUGAUUAGACGUCAAACUGUUUUCGAAGGAACUACAACUGCUAAAAUACAUUGAAAUUAAUUAGGAUUUCAAAUUGUUGUACAAAAUGUGAUUAAAGUUAGCAAAUAUCAUAUAAUCAAA
Messenger RNA from Toxorhynchites rutilus septentrionalis, 1048 nucleotides. Its product is annotated as mpv17-like protein 2. Gene Ontology annotation, biological process: mitochondrial ribosome assembly. Bases 117 to 689 code for a protein of 190 amino acids. Gene Ontology annotation, cellular component: membrane; cytoplasm. The record is from RefSeq and is a predicted model, not a curated record. Lineage: Eukaryota; Metazoa; Arthropoda; Insecta; Diptera; Culicidae. The transcript has a single exon.